Molecule: messenger RNA, 1932 nt
Organism: Pseudovirgaria hyperparasitica
Lineage: Eukaryota; Fungi; Ascomycota; Dothideomycetes; Acrospermales; Acrospermaceae
Exons: 2
Coding region: 235-1731 (498 amino acids)
Biological process (GO): regulation of mRNA stability
Cellular component (GO): cytoplasm; nucleus
Molecular function (GO): poly(A) binding
Source: RefSeq, a predicted model, not a curated record
CUUGCAAUACUCCAACCCGGUCUCCAGCCUUUCUAUUAUAUCUACGUCUUUGAAACACGGAUAGACACUCUCUUGACGCAAAUCGCAAUUUUACUCCAAUACUAGGCGCAAUCUACACUACUGUGGGAAACUGGAUCAUCACCACGCGCCACUGAACCUCUCCCCGAGCGCUCUUCUUGUUCGCAACUCACAUCCACGGACGUCCUGUCAAGGAUAUACUCCCAAAAUCUCUCAAUGGCUACUGAAGUGAGCCAAGGUUCUGCUCUCGCCGAGCAACUGCAAGCUGUAGUACAACCAAAGCUGGUAGAACUUGGUUGGAGCACGGGCGGACUCGAUGACUCUGCGCUCAGCGAAUACAUCAUUUUGAUGCUAGUGAAUGGGAAGAGUCAAGAUCAGAUAGCAUCGGAACUCUCUGAAGACUUGUUGAAUCUCGGACCUGAAGAUGCUGGUGCUCAAGAAUUCUCGAAGUGGCUUUUCGUGCAGGUUAACGCAUUGAAUGCGGGCUUACAUGGAGGCUCGUAUGUUGCGCCAACUGAAUCCACAGUAUCAACAGAAAGCGGAAUGAAAAGUGAGGAGAAAGAACCGACUGCGGAUGCUGAGAUGAACGAAGCGAUUGAUGGAGGUUCAGGAUCAAUACCAACUGGACCCAAGGCAAUGCGUAACGGACACACGAACCCUCGAGAUAAGCGUAUGCUUGGUAAUAUCAACAAAACGCUAGAUCGCUCGGGAGACUCUCCCCUUCAUCGAGUGCGCGGAACGACGGGUAGUGGACGUAUCAAUUCCCAUUCCAGGGAACCACCCAAAGGACCGCGAGCCAAGCUCAAUCACCGAAAUAUUCAGCAAAUGGCGGGUGGCACGGCGCCGCAGAUGCAGAUGUCAGGCAUGAUGUCGAAUCACCUAGCGAAUGGCAUGUCAAGUCUUCCACCUGGGCAACAAAUGGAAAUGCUCGCGUACUGGGAACAAGGUGCCCGGAUGAUGCAGCAGCUCAUGUCAAAUGGUGGAGUUCCGAAUGGUGGGCCGGUCUUCAAUCCUGCGUUCCAGCGGGGGAACCAACUACCGCAAGGGAAAUCACUCUUUGACAGAGUUUCGAAGCCCCGUCGCCAACCAAAAUCAGCCCCCAAGGAUUCCGAUAUGGGAGGAACAAAUGAUGGAGGAACAGGUAUGGACUUUGAGUUGUCCCAACCCACGAAGCCAGCCUCCGAAACAAGAUGUCGCUUCGAUCUCAGCUGUACGAACCUAGACUGCACGUUUGCGCAUCAGUCGCCAGCUGCCAAGCCUGGCAUGACUUUGGACAUGUCCACAGACUGUAGCUUUGGUGUAGCAUGCAAGAACUUCAAAUGCUCCGGGAAGCACCCGUCCCCAGCAAAGCGGACUUCGUUCCAGUCGGAGAAAGAUUGCGAAUGGGGUCCUAUGUGCAAGAAUCCGACAUGUCACUUCCGCCAUUCCACAAUGCCUCCCUGCCGCAACGGAGGCGAUUGCACAAUCGAAGGCUGCAAGUUCGCACAUACACGUGUUACUUGCGUCCACAAUCCUUGCACAAGACCUGGAUGCGCGUUCAAGCACGCAGAUGGCCAGAAGAAAGGAAAGUUUGGAGACAAGGUUUGGACAGCGCAUGGCGAAGGGAACUCGCAUGUCAGCGAGCGCAAAUUCGUUGAUGAAGAAGGCGAAGAAGAACUUAUCAUACCCGGUCACCAAGUCACGGUUACCCCAGGGGAAGCAAUUAUUACGUGAUGUCAUUUCAACAAAGGAGUUUUGGUAUGGGACCUACUCUUGGCGGCAGAUAGGCGAAGAUACCUUUUCCUGUACUUAUAUGAAUUCUGGUGCGGCUAUAGUACAUGUUAGGCAGGGCUACAUGCCUCAAAUCAACGGAGAAUUAACAGUCACCCUGAAUCUGGUCAUUCAGUCGGGGUUAUGAAUAUAUACCGAUUUUCC